AGUGUAGAUCGAAUCGUUCUGCAGAUGACAGCAUAGCUGUCGAAAAUACCUAUUUAAAGGUAAAUUAAAGUAAAAAGUAUAAAAGUGUUUCGUGUCUACACUCGUUUAAUUAGUUAAUUAUAAUACUUUUUACGUGCCGAUAAAACUAGCUAGCCGCCCUUUAGUAUAAUUGUUCUUCACUCUUUCACAUACUCUCUUCUCAGAGAAAGUUCUUUCUCUUGCUUAUCGAAGCUGAGCUGAUUGUAUCAAGCUGGAGAAGAAAAAAACUCUUUUCACUUUGUAACAAUUUGUUUAAGUAAAAGGACUUAUUUCUGUAAAGCUGUGCUUUGACAUUCUGUGGAAUUUUUAACCUUUAAUUUAGACAAAUAAAAAACUAAACGACUUUUAAAAAGUUCAUUCAUAACACAAGUUAAUUAACUAAUAACAUCAAAAUGAAAAUUCCAACUACCAAAGCUCCAAUCUUCAAGCCCGUCGAGUAUGUGAUUUUCGACAUGGAUGGCUUGCUUUUAGAUACCGAAACGAUUUACGAAGGAUGCGUUGAAAAGAUUUUAAAAACUUACAACGCUAAGAUGUCAUGGGAUGUGAGAAUGAAAAUUCUUGGUGUGACUGAAGGGUACAUGUCAAGAACUAUUGUGGAAGAUCUGAAUCUUCCUUGCACUGUCGCAGAGUUUGGCGUUGAAUUGCGAAAGUUGCUGGUUGAAAGCCUCGAGCAUGUUCAAUUGAUGCCAGGCGCUGAACGUUUAAUUCGUCACUUCUAUACCAACAACGUUCCUUUCUGCUUGGGCACUUCAAGUUCAAAUGAGACUGUUAAAGUUAAGAUAACUCAUCACCAAGAAUUGUUCAGCUUAUUCCAUCACAAGGUCAUGGGUUCGAGUGAUCCUGAAGUUAAGGAAGGCAAACCAGCACCAGAUAUUUUCCUUGUUGCUGCUAAGCGUUUUCCAGAGAAUCCAGCUCCAGAAAAGUGCUUAGUUUUUGAAGAUUCUCCGAACGGAUGCAAAGCUGCAAGAGCUGCGGGAAUGCAAGUUGUUAUGGUUCCGGAUUCUCACAUUUCAGAUAAGCAGAAGGAACAUGCCACUCUUGUGUUAAAAUAUGUCAUAUUCGACAUGGAUGGUUUAUUGCUUGACACAGAAACACUCACGAUUAUUCAGAAAGUUCUCGAUAAAUAUAAGCCAGGUGCGGUGUUUACUUGGAAUGUCAAAGAAACUAUUCUAGGACUUCAGAAUGAUGAUGUUGCAAAGAAAAUUGUGUCCCAUUACAAUCUGCCAAUCUCAUGGCAAAAAUUUACUGAAGUUAAGGAAAUUUAUACAAAUGCUUUCAUUGAAAAAGCACGUUUAAUGCCUGGUGCUGAACGUUUGAUUCGUCAUCUUCACAGCAAAAACGUCCCGUUCUGUUUGGCAACUUCUAGUUCAAAAGCUUCAGUAGAACUGAAAACGAGACAAUAUAAAGAGUUGUUCUCUCUUUUUCAUCACAAGGUCAUGGGCCCAAAUGAACCAGAAGUUAAGAAAGGAAAGCCGGCCCCAGAUAUUUUUCUUGUUGCAGCUAAGAAAUUUCAAGCAAAACCUGAGGAAUGCUUGGUGUUUGAAGAUUCUUCCAGUGGUUGUAGAGGAGCAAAAGAAGCUGGCAUGCAAGUUGUCAUGGUGCCAAAUUCAAAUUGCAAGAGGCCAAUGAUAAAUGAAGCUACUCUCGUUAUUAAAUCACUAAAGAACUUUAAACCAGAACAAUUCUGUUUACCACGGUUUGAAGAUUAAUAACGUGCAAUAUACCUAUUUCAGUUUUUUUAAUGCAAGCUAAUUUUUUCAAGAAGAAAAAAGAAAUUUUUAAAUCACGAAAAGAGAUAAGGGAACAAAAUCUGUCACGAAACUUGAUAUAAAAAAUAUUAAUUACAUGUUAAAAAUGGAAUUAUUAUCAAGAAAAUAGUUUGGAAAAGUGGAACAGUUAAAAUUUAAUCAAAAACUUUAAUUAUAAGUUAUCUUAUAGUAUUAUCAUAUUUCCAAGAUAAUUUCUGGUUCAUUACAAAUAAAUAUUUACUUAACAAUAUCUGUC
Messenger RNA from Clunio marinus, 2043 nucleotides. Lineage: Eukaryota; Metazoa; Arthropoda; Insecta; Diptera; Chironomidae. The record is from the annotation of a GenBank genome assembly.